AUGGCUCUACCCCAAGGAUACAAAGUCAGGGCGGUUCAAGCAAAUGAUCACAAGCAAUAUAUGGCAACAUUGUCCGUAUUGACCUCUGUUGGAGAUGUGACGGAAAUGAAAUUUUUGGAGCUCGUUCGCCACUGGGACAAGUACUCCGAGAUAUACUAUCCGAAAGUCAUUGUCGAUUCGAAUGACUGUGUAGUUGCUACAGGAAUGCUUUUCAUAGAGCAAAAACUUAUUCACGGAUGUGGGAGGGUUGGCCAUAUUGAGGAUAUUGCAGUGGCAAAGUCCCAACAAGGAUUGAAGGUCGGAAACAUGUUGAUUCAGCAUUUGAGUAAAAUAGCCGAGGAAGCGGGCUGCUACAAAGUCAUUCUAGAUUGCUCCAAAUCAAAUGUUGGAUUCUAUGAAAAGUGUGGCUACAAGGACGCUGGUAUCGAAAUGUGCAAAAGAUACGACUAG
Messenger RNA from Metschnikowia bicuspidata var. bicuspidata NRRL YB-4993, 450 nucleotides. It is a transcript of the gene GNA1, whose product is annotated as glucosamine 6-phosphate N-acetyltransferase. The record is from RefSeq and is a predicted model, not a curated record. Gene Ontology annotation, cellular component: endoplasmic reticulum-Golgi intermediate compartment; Golgi apparatus; endoplasmic reticulum. NCBI's taxonomy places the organism in Eukaryota, Fungi, Ascomycota, Pichiomycetes, Serinales, Metschnikowiaceae. Gene Ontology annotation, biological process: UDP-N-acetylglucosamine biosynthetic process. Gene Ontology annotation, molecular function: monosaccharide binding; glucosamine 6-phosphate N-acetyltransferase activity. The coding region runs from base 1 to 450 and encodes 149 amino acids. The transcript has a single exon.